UUUUAGAUAUCAUCGAUAACAUUUUGUUUAAAUUUCCACGGCGCUGUAAAACACAUUGAAUUGAUUUUUGAUUACUUGAUGAGUUGAAAACAGGAUGUUUUAUUCCAUUUUUUUGCUCAUCUUUUGCAUAUUUGAAGUGUCCAGUGUGCACGCUACUGUUCUCUCUCCAGAAGUUCAAGCGACAAUAUUAAGUAUCGGUAAAAAAUGUGUAGAAGAAACGGGAGUAGAUGUCAGCAAACUAAUAGAAAUCCGAGAGGGCAACUUUGUUGAAGAUCCCAAAGUUAAAGAGCAUCUUCUUUGUAUGUCGAAAACAAGCGGCGCUCAAAAGGAAAAUGGCGAUUUUGAUGAGGGUAAAAUUAGAAAAACUUUGAUUGAUAUUUCUAAGGAUCCUGCGAAGACAGAUGAAGUAAUUAAGAAAUGUAUGAUCAAAAAACCAUUGCCCGAAGACUCUAUAUUUGAGAGCUGUAAGUGUCUAUAUGGCGAAAUACCCAAAGAAGAAAUAUUGGCUUUGAAAGAAUAACUCUGUUGCUUUGAAAGAAUGUUACUAAGGUAUAAAUAAAAAAUAAUUUUAAAUAAAGAUUUUGUUUGAGAAAAAG
Diabrotica virgifera virgifera (western corn rootworm) is the source of this 596-nucleotide messenger RNA. Its product is annotated as B2 protein-like. Gene Ontology annotation, molecular function: odorant binding. NCBI's taxonomy places the organism in Eukaryota, Metazoa, Arthropoda, Insecta, Coleoptera, Chrysomelidae. The coding region runs from base 95 to 520 and encodes 141 amino acids. The record is from RefSeq and is a predicted model, not a curated record. The transcript is spliced from 2 exons. Gene Ontology annotation, biological process: sensory perception of smell.